Messenger RNA from Ixodes scapularis (black-legged tick), 891 nucleotides. RefSeq lists its product as uncharacterized. Bases 1 to 891 code for a protein of 296 amino acids. NCBI's taxonomy places the organism in Eukaryota, Metazoa, Arthropoda, Arachnida, Ixodida, Ixodidae. The transcript is spliced from 3 exons. The record is from RefSeq and is a predicted model, not a curated record.
AUGGGGCCCCGUUGGGCAGCUCGUUACAUAACGGAAAACACACAACACUUUACAGUCAUACAGUCUGCGGCAUUACCUCCACCUACACCAUUCCUUGCAGUCGCUGGAUCGCUACCGCAGGCAUGGCCCGCAUGGAAAGAAACGUUCCUAUCAUUCUUAGGAGCGUCGGGUCUUGAGCAAGUAGAGCCCAGAAGAAAAAAACAGCUCUUGUUUUCGUUGCUGGGAGUCGAAGGGCAACGUAUAGUGGCUGCUUUUGGGUUAACAAAUCUUCCUGCCACAGAGCUUCAUGAUGAAUUCGACACGUUCAUGACGGCGGUAGAAAAGCAUUUUGUGUUUUCCGGCUCGCUCGCGCUGGAACGUAAGAAGUUACGCAGUCGCGUACAACAGCCCGGUGAAAGUGUCACCGAGUAUCUCGCGGCACAGCGCCGUCAGUAUGACCUUUGUGCAUUCCAAGAGCAGUCAGACGAACGUAUGUGUGACUUAUUCCUCGAUGGUUUGGACUCCCGUCGUGUCCAAGACCGGAUCUUAAGAGAGUGUGUGGACACACAAGUGCCAACACUAGAUCGUGCCGUACAGUUGGCCCUCCAGUUUGAGCAGUUAGCGCUUACAUCUCAACAGUAUCAUCAGUCUCGUCGAGCGGUGCCUGACGCCCCUAAUUCCACUGCCCCGGUGCAGUAUGUUGCGGUGCCCAACACCGAACGCGCACAAGUGACCAGUCAUGAAAGUUCCAUCGAGGACAUCCUGCUUCAGCUCAUGCAUCUCGCCCAUCGGGACGACAGAGUCACAUGCAACGUCGUGACCUGCCUCCCGCGAGGUACGGACCGCAGCCAAACACCUCCUGCUGGUUUUGCGGACGGGGGACCCACUCAAGAGAACAUUGUCCUGCAUUGA